Messenger RNA from Gastrolobium bilobum, 653 nucleotides. RefSeq names its product serine/arginine-rich splicing factor SR34A-like. The record is from RefSeq and is a predicted model, not a curated record. Gene Ontology annotation, molecular function: mRNA binding. The transcript has 9 exons. Bases 142 to 510 code for a protein of 122 amino acids. Gene Ontology annotation, cellular component: nucleus; cytoplasm; ribonucleoprotein complex. NCBI's taxonomy places the organism in Eukaryota, Viridiplantae, Streptophyta, Magnoliopsida, Fabales, Fabaceae.
GGAGGUGGUGGUGGCGGUGGCGGCCGCGGCGGCGGUGAUGGAGGUGGUGGGGGGCGUUUUGGGGUCUCACGCCAUUCUGAAUAUCGAGUUAUUGUUCGUGGACUCCCAUCUUCUGCAUCAUGGCAAGAUUUGAAGGAUCAUAUGCGAAAAGCUGGUGAUGUUUGUUUUGCUGAGGUUUCCCGUGAUAGUGAAGGGACUUUUGGUCUUGUUGACUACACUAAUUAUGACGACAUGAAAUAUGCUAUUCGGAAACUGGAUGACACUGAAUUUAGAAAUCCUUGGGCUAGAGCUUAUAUUCGGGUGAGGAAGUAUGAGAGUAGUCGUUCACGGAGCCGCAGCAGAAGCCCCAGCAGGAGCAGAAGUCCAAAGAGGGCUAGAAGCAGAUCUUUGGAGCGAUCUGUGUCUAGGUCACGAUCUAGAUCCAGAUCAGCAUCACCAAUCAAAUCUUCCAGGCCAAGAUCACGUUCACGAUCUGGAUCUCCACGCCAGGUGCUGUCAGGUAGCGGUUGAUUUACGGAUCAAAGCAGGUGGUUCUCUGGAGUUACUGUCCCAUUCUUGGGCAGUAUUGGCAUUAUGUUUGAGUUGGUUUAAUUUGUUUGAUGGAAAAUCAUUAAUGUACCAGAAUUGUUUUCUUGGUAAUUCAUCCGUUUGCU